Lithohypha guttulata is the source of this 1053-nucleotide messenger RNA. RefSeq names its product Checkpoint protein hus1 (gene hus1). Lineage: Eukaryota; Fungi; Ascomycota; Eurotiomycetes; Chaetothyriales; Trichomeriaceae. Gene Ontology annotation, biological process: mitotic DNA replication checkpoint signaling; mitotic intra-S DNA damage checkpoint signaling; nucleotide-excision repair. Bases 1 to 1053 code for a protein of 350 amino acids. The record is from RefSeq and is a predicted model, not a curated record. Gene Ontology annotation, cellular component: site of double-strand break; checkpoint clamp complex; nucleolus. The transcript has 2 exons.
AUGCGUUUCAAGAGCAGAAUCAAGUCGGUGACUAUAUUCGAGAAAGUAUGCGCUUCACUGGCAUCGCUGAAUCCGAUUGCCUGGUGUCGGUUGACUGAGGACGAUGUCCAGUUCACGGUCAUUCCUGAUAAAGGAACACAAUGUUGGUCCAGGCUACAGUUGGAAACGAUUUUCGACAAGUACAUUUGCCAGUCUGCUUCCGAGAAGAAUACCAUCAAUCUCGAGAUCCCGUUGCAAGCAUUGUCGCGGGCACUGAAGUCCGCUUCAAAUGCUACAGAUGUGUGGAUUAAGCUGACCAAGAAGGAUAAUGUGCCCAUGCUCUCUCUAACAAUUCAUAGCAGUACCUAUGUGGGAAACAACAGUGUAGUCACUGCGGAACCGAUCACUGAUGAGUUCGGUGAAUUUGACGUUGAUAUUGAUCUGAACGAUCCGGCUUUCGGGGGAGCUGGAUAUGGACAGCAUAGAGAAAGACAGACAGUUAUUACUCAAGAUAUUCCUGUCAAGGUGCUUCAUCCUAGUGACGUCGGAGGACUACAUGAACCAAAGCUCCGAGAGCCUGAUAUACACAUUUACAUGCCAGGUCUGGCACAGGUCAAGAGUAUAUCGGACAAAUUCACAAAAUUAGCUACGGCAACCACUGUCUCGACCUCUGCAAAGAACGCGCCACGUCUCGAGAUGAGUGCUAACAUGUACGGUGCCCUGAAGAUAGCAGUAAAGACAGAUGCUCUAUCAAUCUCGAGCCUCUGGACAAACUUACUGAACCCCGACCUCGAUGCGACCCAGUUUGAGGGCGGCGAGCAGGCAGUACGAGAUCAUCCCAGUACGAGGAUGAAAGAGCUUGGCGGGCCUGAUGGGCAGAAUGAGGCUGGCUGGGCAAAGGUUAGAAUCGAUGCCAAGGAUUGGUCGCGAGUCUUAAGUGUGGGCAGGGUGAGCAACAGGGUGAUAGGCUGCAUCAUCGAUGAUAUGGCGCUCAUCAUGUACUGUUGGAUUGGCAACCAGGACGACGACGAAGAAUCAUGUCUCACAUAUUACAUCAGCAGCUUUAGUGCUUAA